AGGUAAUAGCUGUAUAGCUGUAUAUAGGUAUAUCUAUAAUAUAGAUAACCAUAUAAUUUAAUUGCGUACGAGAUAGAUGUGCGUUAUUUUGUUUUCCAUCGAUUUGUCGAAACGUUCGUUUUUAAUUUGCUUCUAUUCGGGUCAGUAAAAACAUUACCACGUCGGUCAUCGGUUAUUUUAUUGUUAUUCGAAUAAUCAUUUAAUCCUUUUCGCCUUUCAGCCGAAGACAGCGCGCCGACCGAUCCGGGCGUAUGCGGUAAAUUCAUGACUGGAUGUGCCUGGGCACUUGUUGUCGUCACCUUCCCGUUUUCUCUGUUCGUCUGUUUCAAAGUAGUUCAGGAGUACGAACGAGCUGUAAUAUUUCGCCUAGGACGUCUGGUGUCGGGCGGGGCGAAAGGGCCAGGUAUAUUCUUCAUUUUGCCCUGCAUCGACAACUAUGCGCGUGUCGACUUGAGAACACGCACGUACGACGUGCCGCCACAAGAGGUACCCAUAUAUUAUAUCGCAUAA
Molecule: messenger RNA, 510 nt
Organism: Acyrthosiphon pisum (pea aphid)
Lineage: Eukaryota; Metazoa; Arthropoda; Insecta; Hemiptera; Aphididae
Product: band 7 protein AAEL010189-like
Exons: 3
Coding region: 265-510 (81 amino acids)
Cellular component (GO): plasma membrane
Source: RefSeq, a predicted model, not a curated record